GGUACGCCUGCCACACCCUACAGUCAGCCAUGAUGCUCCUGCAGAGUCACUUUCCAGGGUGAAGGAAACACUGCUUUCUGGAGACACACUGAGGCCACGGACAAGAUGGAGGUGUAACUGUAUGGAAGGCACACCAGGCUCGCCGAGAGGGUCACACACAGACGAAGAGGACACGGGAGAAGGGGUGUGGGUGGCGGGCUGGCAGGAUGGUGGUGGCUCAGGGUGGGAGGCUGAUGAGGGGGGGCGGAGUCGCCAGCACAGGGUGUGGCAUGACCCCCCGCGAGCUCUCUGACUAUGAUGACCUGGCCACCUCCCUUGUCCUGGACCAGUACCUGGGCUUUGUCACCCAUAAGAUGAACAUCAGGUACCGACCACUACGGGGCAACAAGGACCACCUACUCACCAUCAUCGAGGACUUUAUUCAGCACCAGGACUAUGAGAAGGCGUUCAAGCAGCUCGUCUCGGGGGACUGGAUGCCGUGGACCUUCUUCAUCACUAAGAACAAAACAUUACAGGCAACAUUUAAGGAACAUGUGUUUCGAUACCUGCGCGUCUUUGAUAAGGAUAGUGGCUUCGUCGUUAAAGCAUGUUACCGGUACUCCAUGGAGGGCUGCGUGGGGGCCAAGAUCUGCGCCACUAAGAAGUGGUACAAGAAUGAGCAGAUUGGGUUCCUAGUUGGCUGCAUUGCUGAACUCAGCGAGGAGGAGGAGGCCCAGCUGUUACAUCCUGGCAAGAAUGACUUCUCGGUGAUGUACUCUUGCAGGAAAAACUGUGCACAGCUGUGGCUUGGCCCUGCAGCGUUCAUUAACCAUGACUGCCGUGCCAACUGCAAGCUUACUGCUACUGGACGUGGAACUGCAUGCGUUAAGGUCCUUCGAGACAUUGAGGAAGGGGAAGAAAUCACUUGCUUCUAUGGGGAAGAUUUCUUCGGAGACAACAACUCUUACUGUGAAUGUGUCACCUGUGAAAGGCGAGGAACAGGUGCCUUUGCCAACAAGAAGAAUGGAGACGAUGCAGAGAAAGGCUACCGGCUGAGGGAGACUGAUCUGAGGCUAAGGAUAAGCCGCCAGAGGUUACGCAACCAACAGAAAGGAGAGGGAAUGGGGAAGGGGAAAAGUGAGGUGGCUGUCAGUCUGAAAGUGGACGGAAGUGAUAACAAAUUAAAAGUGAAUAAUAUGUCUGGCAAAAUGAAUGGUGACAUUGUGCGGCGCGAGUUGAGGACUAGAGGAGGAUCUCGGGACUCUGAAAAGUCUGAUGCCAGCGCAGAGUGUGGCGGUGGCAGUGGGCCACAGACACACAUUAAGCGUUCUGGGCCUGAGGACCUCACCCUCAUGAAUGGCCUAUACCCCAAGGCCAAGAAUAGGAGAACAAGUUCAGACAGCGCUCAGGAAAACAUUGACAUUUCAAAUGGAGACUGUGAUGAACCUGUUAAAGCACACACGGAUAAGUUUGGGAAGGCGACCUCAGCGAAGGGUCGGCCACAGACCAGGAGUUGUGUGGUUGCCCUGGGGAGUGCAGUGAAGGAUGGAAGUGAUGUGGCCACCAGCAAGGCUGAGCAAAGUGACCAUUGCUUGGACCCCAAAGGGAUCAAGCUGCGUAGUCGCCGCCAGCUGUCUACUGCCAUGACAGAAGUGGGCAACACUCGUAACCUGAGAGGCCACCACAACCGUUCUGGAAUGAAGGAUGACACGGAGUUUUUUACAGAGGUGGUGGGAAGAGAGGAAGGGGAGGCAGCAGAGGGAGGAGAGCCAGCGAGGGUCUCAGGGAGUGAAGCAGAGGAGGGUGGCAGCAGGGAGGCAGCAGCUGCAGCAGCAAGGGAGGUAGUAGUGAGGGACACAGCGCCAAGCUCAAACUGCUUUGUAGAUCUCAGCCGCGUAAAACUGACGGGAUGCAUGCAAGUAGACGUGCUCGGGGAACCAGCAGUGGCAACGGUUGCAGUGCCACACCAGGACCAUGGCACCACCAGCCCGAACCUCCAGUGUUCUGGGCGCCCCCCCCUCCGCAGGUUACGGCGGCCCCCUGGUGAAAAAUGUGAUAACUCUAGUUUAGGUUACCUUAGUGUAGGAAGUAACUGUUCUAGGAAUGUAAUUACCAAUAAUAACAACAAUUCUUUGGACAAGUUAAUGUCGUCUUCAUCAUCAGUUGAACAGUCACUGCCAAGUUCUCAGUUACCUCAGCAGUCUAUUAGUGAUAAAAAGGAGUUAGAUAAUAGCUUGAUGCCUCACAGUAAGAAAACUAGGCAUUCCAAGUGCAAACAGACAGCUUUAAAAGACAGUUUAGUAGUGGCAGCAGCAGAGUGUCAAUCCAGCCCAACCAGCCUCGAGGCCACCAAUCUGUCUCCGGCCAAGGAUGUGUACGAGUUUGAGGAGGAGGACGACUCUGCCUCCCCUGGGUCCUUGCGGGUGAGUAAGCUGGCAGCAGGGCGAUGGGGGAGGAGUGCCCCUCAGUGUGAAUCCCCACCUCACCCACUGGCUGGGUACACCCCCUCCUCACCCUCUACAGCCAUGGUCACUCCAGAAAAGAGUGGUCGGUGUGGUGUCAAGCUGAGGUUGCGUAUGAAACGCUCGCCGGUGUUAGAUGAGGUCAUAGAGGUUGGGUCACACCUCUCAGAUUCUGUAGGGGGAGGUGGGAUGACCUAUGAGCCAGAGUAUGAGGUACUGACGGUGGAGGGCAUCACCAGCCAGGACUACGAGGACCACCACCACCAAAGCCACCACAGUCACAACCACCACCACCGCCGCCACCGCAAGAAGCACCACAGGGAGCAUCGCCGACGCUCUGAUUCCUCUGAGAGUGAAAGCACCGAUGGGGAUGGGUCGUCUGCUGCUGCGGCCGCUGCUGCCACCCCAAGGCCAACCAUGAAGCGACUGCGGUUGAUUCUUGGCAACGAAACCCACACUAUCACAAUCCCCGGCACACACCUGGAUGGGAAGUGAGAAGGAAGGUCACACUCACUGCUGCAUUACACACCCCAGACCCCCCCCCCUCCCCCUCCCCCACCAGCACCACCACCACAGCUUAAACCCUGCCUACAUAUCUUGCCAUACCACAAUACUUUAGUACACCACAUUGUAUUAACACCAUUAUACACCACCAACACAACACAUCAAGGCUAUAACACACAAGACACAUUAGUUUGCCUACCUAAUUUACACAACAACACACCGAAUGACUCCACAUCAUCCUCUCUAUACAUUGCACUACAUAGCAUUCUUACCCUGUGGACAUCCCAACAAAUGCCACCAUUACCAAUACCUACUGCCCACAUUCAUAUCUCCCCUCCUGUCCAUGAAGAUACUACAACUUCAUCCUUUUGUAAAGAAAUGUUUGAUCAAGUCUUUCAGUUUUUAAACCAGCUAAGUACACUCAAGUACUGUAGUAGACCCUCCUCUCUCACCCACAACCACCACCGAUAACAUGGGACUCUGACAACAUUGCCAUUUCAUUGAUGUGUAAUAUAUUUCCAAGCCAGCCCCUCAUCUGCUCCUCUCCAUCACAGCCUUGGAUUGUCUUUGGCCAAGGCAGUAAGCUUAGGACUGGUCUUCGUCAUAUGCCUCUCUAGGGCCACGGCACUGUUGGGCCAUUGCAUCGUGUAAUAAAAUUGGCACUGUGCUUCAUGGAAUACAGUAAGUUUUAUUUAUAUUUUCUCAAAUUCGUUUUAUUCUGACUAUUUAUUUUCACUUGGAUUAUGAGUUUGAAUGUGUUAAUGAACUCAUUCUUCCCUUUUUAUUCACAGGAUAUUUAUUGAAAUUUCUUAGUUAACUUUUAUGUUUUUUAGAACCAGUUAAUGUUUUAGUUGUAAAAACAGUGGUGUGCUGGAAGCACCCACUUGGCUGCAGAGUACAGCUGCAAGGAUGUCUCUUAUUUUGAUAUUAUAUGUACACCUAGAAGAUUGCACAACAAAACAAAAAAGCCAACUUGCAUAGAUCUGGGGUGCUUUGUUACAGAGUUUUAUUUUUGCUUAACUUUUUAUUUUUGAGGAAAAGAUUAAGAUUAAUACAGUGUAUGAUGUAGAGUGUAAAGCAGUUGCUGCAACACAAACCAUUUGCAUAGUUAUGAUAUAUGUCUUGUUUUCUAAGCUUAUAAAGUGUAAUGGGUCUCAGGGGAGGGCAAGAGAAAGUAGUCAGGCGGUGAUAAAAG
Molecule: messenger RNA, 4140 nt
Organism: Eriocheir sinensis (Chinese mitten crab)
Lineage: Eukaryota; Metazoa; Arthropoda; Malacostraca; Decapoda; Varunidae
Gene: Hmt4-20
Product: histone-lysine N-methyltransferase Suv4-20-like
Exons: 7
Coding region: 207-2936 (909 amino acids)
Cellular component (GO): nucleus
Molecular function (GO): histone H4K20 methyltransferase activity; protein binding
Source: RefSeq, a predicted model, not a curated record